GCAUUGUGAAGCUGUAGUUGAGUGUUAGCAGGCUAACUAGAGAAAGAAAGCUAACUAACCGUGAGAGUGGAAGUAGAGCCAACCUUAAAUGAGCAGGCAACUGUCAAAACUGCAAAGGGAACAUACAUUUUUAGUGAAGUGAUAUUUCUAUUGGAUUACUGGCUAGGUAAUCUAAGAGCGUGUUGUCAGAUGCCCAAGGAGAUUUUUUGGAUACUACACCGAUUGUCCCAUUUCCAAACGGAAACCAUUUCUGGACAGACAGUUCGUGCUAGCUAGCUCAGUGAACCAACCAGGAGACGUUUCAUUGUCACCUAAAACAAUCCAAACUGAAUGUUUUGUCUGUCAUGAGUCCGGCCGGGUGCUCCCAUGUGAACGCUUAUAAGGUGGAUAAUUGGAAACAAAACCUUCGAGUCAUAUACCAAUGCUUUGUUUGGAGUGGUACUGCUGAGACCAGGAGACGCAAGGUGCGUCAGAGUGAUGCAGGAUGGACAGAGCUGGCCAAGUCGUGUAUCUGUCACAUGUGUGGCGCCCACCUCAACCGACUCCACUCUUGUCUCUACUGUGUCUUUUUCGGCUGUUUUACAAAGAAACACAUCCACGAACACGCGAAGAACAAGAGACACAAUCUAGCGAUAGAUUUAUUAUAUGGUGGAAUAUAUUGUUUUGUGUGUCAAGAUUACAUAUACGACAAAGACAUGGAGCAGAUUGCCAAAGAGGAACAGAGGAAAGCCUGGAAAUUGCAAGGCAUCGGGGAGAAAUACACAACAUGGGAGCCGACCAAGAGGGAGCUAGAAUUAUUACGACACAAUCCAAAGCGGAGGAAAAUCACUACAAACUGUACCAUAGGUUUACGAGGGUUAAUAAACCUGGGCAACACAUGUUUCAUGAACUGCAUUGUUCAGGCCCUAACACACACGCCACUGCUGCGAGACUUCUUUCUUUCUGACAGACACAAGUGCGAGAUGCAAUCAAACUCCUGUCUGGUGUGUGAGAUGUCGCAGCUCUUUCAGGAGUUCUACUCGGGCCACCGUUCGCCCCACAUUCCCUUCCGGCUGCUGCACCUGGUGUGGACUCACGCACGUCACCUCGCUGGCUAUGAGCAGCAAGAUGCCCACGAGUUCCUCAUCGCAGCAUUGGACGUACUACACAGGCACUGCAAAGGGGACACCAUCAGAGAUGACAACGGGAAGAAAGCCAACAAUCCAAACCAUUGUAACUGCAUCAUUGACCAAAUCUUCACUGGGGGCCUGCAAUCAGAUGUUACCUGUCAAGUUUGCCAUGGUGUUUCCACGACGAUAGAUCCAUUCUGGGACAUUAGUCUGGACCUGCCUGGCUCAUCCACGCCUUUCUGGCCCCUCAGCCCAGGAGGGGAUGGCAGCACAGUGAAUGGAGAGAGCCACCUGUCCGGGUCCACCACACUCACAGACUGCCUACGCAGGUUUACGCGGCCCGAGCAUCUAGGAAGCAGUGCCAAAAUCAAGUGUGGCGGUUGCCAUAGUUACCAGGAAUCCACCAAACAGCUGACAAUGAAAAAGCUCCCCAUCGUAGCAUGUUUCCAUCUCAAACGGUUUGAGCACUCUGCUAAACUGCGGCGAAAGAUCACAACGUACGUUUCCUUUCCUCUAGAGUUGGACAUGACACCUUUCAUGGCAUCAAGUAAAGAGAGCAGAAUGAACGGGCAGUAUCAACAGACGGUUGAUGUUUUAAACAACGACAAUAAGUAUUCCUUGUUUGCAGUGGUCAACCACCAAGGCACAUUAGAGAGUGGCCACUACACCAGCUUCAUCCGCCAGCACAAAGACCAGUGGUUCAAAUGUGAUGAUGCUAUAAUCACCAAGGCCAGCAUUAAGGAUGUACUUGACAGUGAAGGGUAUCUCUUAUUCUACCACAAACAGUUCCUCGAGUACGAGUAGUCCGUGUGACCACUGACCGCGAAGAACCACUGCUUCUGAUGAGAGAGCCAAGGGACUGGGGACAGGACGAAAUACAAACACAAACCUACCUGAAACUCUGAAAACUACCAGUCUGCUCCUCCGGCUUCGGAGGACAAACAUAAUAAUGAUAAUACAAAAAAACAACAACAAAAAAAAAAGACG
Solea senegalensis (Senegalese sole) is the source of this 2096-nucleotide messenger RNA. Its product is annotated as ubiquitin carboxyl-terminal hydrolase 22-like. NCBI's taxonomy places the organism in Eukaryota, Metazoa, Chordata, Actinopteri, Pleuronectiformes, Soleidae. The transcript has 14 exons. Gene Ontology annotation, molecular function: zinc ion binding; cysteine-type deubiquitinase activity. Bases 345 to 1913 code for a protein of 522 amino acids. Gene Ontology annotation, biological process: protein deubiquitination. The record is from RefSeq and is a predicted model, not a curated record.